Schistosoma margrebowiei is the source of this 1896-nucleotide messenger RNA. The record is from the annotation of a GenBank genome assembly. Lineage: Eukaryota; Metazoa; Platyhelminthes; Trematoda; Strigeidida; Schistosomatidae.
AUAUAUUAAGACUACGUGAGGGAAGGCGGCUGUUUCAGAUAUAAGCGUCACAUUAGAAAUAUGGUGUUAGACUAUGAUUCAGAUUCAUCUGACGGCAGUGCUCCGAAUCGAGAAGAAAGGGAUGAAUCUUCAGAUCUCAACUCGUCCAGUGAUGAUGAGGAACGAAAUCGUGUAACACAGAGGAAUAUUUUUGGAGAUGAUACUGAUAGUGAUAAUGAAAUUCAGCCAAAGCAUAAACAUUCAAAGUUUAAAGAAGAUAGUUUCGAAGAAUCAGACCACGAAAAUCAACUUAAUGACAACGCUUCGGAACAACAGGAAACAGAAAACGAUUCAGAUAACUCACCGAGCCAAGAUUCUUUGAAAAGAAGACUUCAAGAUAUCCGAUCGUCUUCUAGUAGUCCUAAUAAUAAUGGUUCUCGGCAAGAUGAUGGUAGUGAAACGGGUGAUAAUGGGUCACAAUUAGAUGAUAUGGCCAAUUCUAAUGAUAAUGAAGGUCAGAGAAGUAAUGCUGACGAUGUAGAGGAUGAUUUAGCGCAUGAACCGGACGAAACAAGAAUAUCUGUUGAUUUUCCACUGAUUCGUGCAGAUUUAGGCAGGGAGGUACAUUUGGUAAAAAUGCCUAAUUUUUUGUCGGUUGAAACUCGUCCGUUUGACCCUAACUUUUACGAAGAUGAACUGGAUGAAGAUGAAAUUUUAGAUGAAGAAGGACGAACACGUUUGAAACUAAAAGUCGAAAAUACUAUACGUUGGAGGAUUGGUAAGACACCUGAUGGUGAAAUGAUUCACGAAUCAAAUGCUCGUAUUGUUCGUUGGUCGGAUGGUUCUCUGUCACUACAUCUUGGGGACGAAAUUUUCGACAUACACAAAGUAGAUAUUCAGUCAGACUAUAAUUAUCUGUUCAUACGAGAAGGUAGUGGUUUACAAGGACAGUCAAGUUUAAAAACCAAAUUAACAUUCAGGCCACAUUCAACAGAUUCAUUUACGCAUCGUAAAAUUACAUUAUCACUAGCAGAUAAAACAAAUAAACUACAAAAGGUCAAAAUUCUUCCUGUUACGGGUGCUGAUCCAGAAUCAAAUCGUAAUGUGCUUGUGAGGAAAGAGGAAGAGAAAUUGCGUGCUACACUAAGGCGCGAAAGUCAGUUGCGGCGUAUGCGUGAAAAGCAGGCCAUGUCAAGAAGUAGUUUUGGUAGUGAACGUAGGCGAAGUUACGGAGAGGAUGAUGAUGAAGAUGAUGGUAAUACAACAUCUUUAAAUGCAUUAAAAAGAAAUGCGAAAAACUCAUUGUUGGCUGCACGCAAAGGUAAAUUAAAUUUUAGGAUUACUUUGUUGGUAUUCCUCAUAAAAAAUAUGUCAGCCCAUCUAUUCGGAGAUUUACUUUACUGAGAACACAGGUAAAAAUUUCAGUGUCUGUAAAAUGGUGCGUAAUCUACCUAACAGCUCAUAUAUAUACAUAUAUGAUAAUGUUUACUAAUGAUCGGUUAUAAGACUAAGAUCACGUUAGGUAAACACGUCAUUAUUGUUCCUGUGAUCUCUUUCUAUUAAAUAUUCCAUUCGCUUAAUCUGUAUCUUCAUUCUCAUAUCAACAAACAGGCUAUAUUUGUCAUAAUGACUGUUUAAUAUUCUAUGCUCUUAAUUUUCGGAGGUUUUCCUACUUUUUAUGUCAUAGUAAGUAAUACUUUUUCUAUUUUUUUUUCAAUCACUUCAGAUGUUGCUGCAAUUUAUUCAUCUGAUGAGGAAUCAUUAAGUGAUAUAUCAGAACCUCGAUCACGUAAGAAAGUAAGAGCGAAAAUAAGUGAUGAAGAGGAAAGCGACUAAAAUAAAAUACUUUUCCACUGUUUUCAUACGAUAAAUUGUACAUAAUUUAUUUAUUAAAAAAAUAAACAAUUUUUCUUUAUC